UUUCAAACCAUCUGCUCAUUCUCAAAAAAAAGAAAAAGGGAAGAAGAUAUGGAGAAAAGCAAGUGGCAACAUGCAGAUGCUACUAUUUUAGAGCCUAAAGUUAAGAAGCACUUUGUGCUUGUUCACGCGGCAUGCUAUGGAGCCUGGUCCUGGUACAAGAUUGUGGCACUGCUGAGAUCUUCAGGGCAUAAUGUCACAGCUCUGGACUUGGCUGCUUCAGGAAUCAACCCGAAACAGACCUUCGAAGUUCCACUUUUUUCUGAUUACUUGAUUCCCCUAAUGAAGUUCAUGGCUUCUCUUCCUGCACAUGAAAAAGUGGUUCUUGUAGGCUAUAGCUAUGGUGGACUCGCCAUUUCUAAAGCCAUGGAAACCUUUCCAGAAAAGAUUUCGGUUGCUGUAUUUGUCACUGCUCAUAUGCCUGGUCCAAAUAUCAAUGUUGCCACAAUCUACACUGAGUUAUUCAAGUCAAUAUCUCAGCCUGAUAAUCGUAUUAUAUACGAUAAUGGGCCUACAAAUCCUCCAACCACCUACAUCCUAGGUCCAAAGUACAUGGAAACUGAUGUUUACCAGCGGAGCCCAACUCAGGAUUUGGCGUUGGCCUCUACACUAGUAAGGCCAAUAAACUUUUACAGUCUGGAAGAUGUUUCUAAGGAGAUAGUUAUUACAAGCAAAAGGUAUGGAUCAGUUAGGCGAGCGUUCAUUGUUGCUGUUGAAGAUAAACUUUUGAAGAAGGAAUUUCAACAUUUGAUGAUUGAAAAGAAUCCACCAGAUGAAGUGAAAGAGAUCCAGGGCUCUGACACAAUGAUCAUGAUGUCUAAGCCGCAACAACUUUUUACUACUCUUGUGAGCAUUGCUAACAAGUAUACCUAAGAUCGAGCUGUUGAUUAAGAAGAGUAAGUGUGAGAAUAAAACUUCAGUCAGUUAACAUAUAUGAUGCAUUUAUAUGACUAUCUUAAUUCUUCCAUAUAAGUUCUACAGAGCUAGUUAAUUUGAUAUUUCAGUUGUUAUUUCCUUUCAUUGUAAUUUCGGUAUUUGGAAUUGACAUCAAUAAACAACCUUUAUGUCCUGUAACUA
This is a messenger RNA of Solanum pennellii, 1074 nucleotides long. Its product is annotated as salicylic acid-binding protein 2-like. The record is from RefSeq and is a predicted model, not a curated record. The coding region runs from base 49 to 870 and encodes 273 amino acids. Lineage: Eukaryota; Viridiplantae; Streptophyta; Magnoliopsida; Solanales; Solanaceae. The transcript has 3 exons. Gene Ontology annotation, molecular function: methyl indole-3-acetate esterase activity; methyl salicylate esterase activity; methyl jasmonate esterase activity. Gene Ontology annotation, biological process: jasmonic acid metabolic process; salicylic acid metabolic process.